Messenger RNA from Mustela lutreola (European mink), 2200 nucleotides. RefSeq names its product glycine N-acyltransferase-like protein 3. The record is from RefSeq and is a predicted model, not a curated record. The transcript is spliced from 6 exons. Lineage: Eukaryota; Metazoa; Chordata; Mammalia; Carnivora; Mustelidae. Gene Ontology annotation, cellular component: mitochondrion. Gene Ontology annotation, molecular function: glycine N-acyltransferase activity. Bases 137 to 991 code for a protein of 284 amino acids.
CCUUCUCUUUCCACUAAGGACUAAUUAGGGAAGUAGGCUUGACGAAUAAACUCACCAUUUAUGAAGAAGGAACCACUGACCUGAUAGAAACUGAACUCUCAACACCAGGUGUGGAAUUGCUAGAGUUCUGGAGAAGAUGCUGGUGCUCAGCUGUUCUACCAAAUUGCUGAUCCUGGAAAAAAUGUUGAAGAGUUACUUCCCUGAAUCACUCAAGGUUUAUGGAGCAGUGAUGAACAUGAAUCGUGGGAAUCCCUUUCAGAAGGAGGUGGUGGUGGAUUCGUGGCCAGACUUCAAAGCUGUUAUCACCCGGCGACAGAAAGAGGCUGAGACAGAUAACCUGGACCAUUAUUCUAAUGCCUAUGCUGUGUUCUACAAGGAUGUCAGGGCUUACCAACGCCUGUUGGAAGAACACGAUGUUAUCAACUGGGAUCAAGUUCUUCAAAUACAAGGGCUGCAGAGUGAGUUACAUGAUGUUUCCAAAGCUGUUGCCAACUCAAAGCAGUUAGGUGUAAAGUUCACUUCCUUCAAGGCUGUUCAAUUUUUCCCUCAUCCACUUCUGCCGGACACCAGUUCUCUAAAGGGCUCUGUCCCACAACUAACUUACCUGAGUGUUGCUGAUGCUGAUCUGCUCAACCGGACUUGGUCUAGGGGCGGCAAUGAACAGUGUCUCCGGUAUAUCACGAAACUCAUCUCUUGCUUCCCCAGUGUAUGUGUCCGGGAUGAUAAGGGAAACCCGAUCUCUUGGUCUCUUACAGACCAGUUUGCCACCAUGUGCCAUGGCUAUACCCUGCCAGAGCAUCGCAGAAAAGGUUACAGCAAGCUGGUGGCCCUCACACUGGCCAGGAAAUUGCAAAGCCGGGGAUUCCCCUGUCAGGGCAACGUCCUAGAUGACAACACAGCAUCCAUAAGCCUCCUGAAGAACCUCCGGGCUGAGUUCUUGCCCUGUCGCUUUCAUAGGCUUAUUCUCACCCCUGCAGCUUUCUCUGGCUAAGUUUACCUCUAGCCCAUUGGAACUCCAAGAAUUUUCUUCUUUUCCCUGAAUAUACAUACACUUCUUAGCUGGCAACGAAGGGAAUUUUCCAACUGGAACCAGAAGAAUUGAAAAGGGCCCGGAGAAGACACGCAGCAUCAACCUGAGAAGCCUGCCUUCUCCCUGCAUCAGGGUUCUACAGGAAAUAACCGGGGAUCAGAGACAGCAACGGCUGACAGGAGGAUGAUUAUCUUCCUUCGGGAUGUACUGCAGGAAAAAGGUUCUAAAGCCAGCAGUUCUCAGCCCAAUUAUAGAAAUGACUGCAUGAGAACAGUGUCUUAACACAGGAGCAUGUGGCUCCUGCUUCCUUAUUGCUGCCUGGGUUUCUGCUCUGGGUGGUCACAGCCAUACCAGCUCCCCACUACCGUAAAUAACACACCCCAGCCUGCUGCGAUGUCUCUCUAAACUCUUCCUACCACUUCUGAUCCAGCUUUUCUGUAGAAUACCCUGCUUUUUCUCCUUUAAUGACUGGUUUCCACCUCUGCUUACAACUCAAGCCUAUCGCCUUUCCUGGAGAAUGUUCCAGUGAAGUGUUUCUCACAUUUUCGUUCACUUCUGAAUCACCUGGGAUGCAGAUUGCAACACAGACUGUGGAGCCUCUUUCCCCACAGCCCCUGAUUCAGUAAGUCUGCGGUAGGGCCUGAGAAUUGGCAUUUCUAAAAAGUACCUACUGCUCAGUGGUCAUGGAUGGAAGAAAGAAGAUACAGGCAUUUUAAAUGCUAGGAACAGAUGGUGUCAGCAUAGGAUUGGACCUUAGCUAUCACCUAUUCCAGCUUCCUUGUUUAUAAUCUGCUUUCUCAUUCACAUUUUCUCAUGCACAGCUAUAAUAGGUGUGAAUGUGGGUAUGCAGAUGCACACAUAAACGUACUAUCAUAGAUGCAUUAAUACAUAUAUACAUUUGCUUCAUAUUUUAUAUAUGUGUAUGUAUAAACUCAGAAUUCUGCUAAGAUAAUAAACUUUAAUUCAUUGCAUAUGAAAACUUGAAGGCUCAGGGAAAAUAAAUGACUUUUUAAAGAUAAUACAAUCAGUGUUAGACAUCCAGCCAGUAUGCUGUCAUUUUGAUUUCAAUCUUUUUUUUUUUUUUUUUUUUUGGUUACUAUAUCAUGUAUCUUUUCUGUAAAGGAAAUUAAAUGCCUAAAUAAUUAAAUAAAUAUUUUCAUCAGCAUUUUA